Molecule: messenger RNA, 1450 nt
Organism: Juglans regia (Persian walnut)
Lineage: Eukaryota; Viridiplantae; Streptophyta; Magnoliopsida; Fagales; Juglandaceae
Product: fasciclin-like arabinogalactan protein 14
Exons: 1
Coding region: 427-1308 (293 amino acids)
Cellular component (GO): plasma membrane
Source: RefSeq, a predicted model, not a curated record
UUUUCCAUGAUCAUUUAACUGACUUAAUUAAACUCUAGAAUUGCAAUAUGGUCAAUCUGUAAUUAAUUACAUUACAUCCCCUCGUUUGGAAAUCCAUAUGUUGGAAUUUUGUCAAGCCCUCUAAAUUUAGGAAAACUAUAUAUGACAGACUACAGUAUCAUUCCAAACCAUACAUCCGCCAAAAAUAGCCUAUAUAGCUUGUGAAACCCCAAACUCACCUUGCCCCUUGCCCUCCUUGUUGGAAGCAUAGAGAAAUUCACUCCUGAUCCAUCAAAUCUGACACAAUCUGUUUCCCUUUCAUAUUUACUAAAUUAGAACUACCCCUCUACCCUAUAUAUUAAAAUCCAUCAGAUCCCUUUGAAACAUAGAAAGGUUUUGGUUUCAUAUUUGAUACAUAAUUAUUAUAGGUACACAUAUAUAUCAAACAUGAAUUCCAAAGCCUCUUCUCUCCUCUCCUUUGCUUUCGUAAUCCUUUUCUUCUCCUCUGCCUCGGCCUUCAAUAUUACAAGGAUCCUCAGCCAUUUCCCGGAGUUUAGCAGCUUUAACGACUAUCUCACCCAGACCCAACUCUUCCAACAAAUUAAUAGCCGCAACACCAUCACUGUUCUUGUCGUCAACAAUAAUGCCAUUGCUAGUCUCUCUGGAAAACCCUUGGAUGUUAUCAAGAAGAUCUUGAGCGUUCAUGUCGUGCUUGACUACUAUGAUGUUGAGAAGCUCACGACGCUACCCAAGAAGACCACCGUUCUCACCACCUUGCUUCAAUCCAGCGGUCUUGCUGUCGGACAACAAGGAUUCUUGGAUGUUUCACUUGUCAAUGAGGGUGAGAUCGCUUUUGGGUCAGCGGUAAAAGGUUCAAGUCUCAACAUCAAGCUCGUUAAACCCGUGCUUGCUCGACCCUAUAACAUCUCUGUGCUCGAAGUUACAUCUACAAUUGUACCUCCUGGUAUCGAUCAAGCAGCUGCCUCACCCAAGAGCCCACCAACUGCUCCAGCGACUGCACCAGCUCAUGCUCCGGCAAAGGAACCAAUUGCAAAGGCUCCUGCUCCCACUGAUGAGGUGGCUGGUGAUUCCCCUACAGAAUCACCAUCAUCUGCACCAGAGGCUGAUGCACCGAAUGCAGAUGCACCGAAUGCAGAUGCACCGAAUGCAGAUGAUGCAGCACCAGUCAGCUCUCCUGUACCUAGUGCUGCUGAUGCUGCUCCCACUCCCACUCCAUCUGAAUCAGGUUCUUCACGCACCAAUGUAGCCUCGGGUUUCCUGAGUGUUGGGGUGGUGAUGGGUUUGGUGGCAUUGUUAGUGUCUUUCUAAUUAAUCUAAAUGUAUGAGGGAUAAUGAGAAAGAUUAAGCAUGACAAGAGGAAUCAAUGGGGAAAAGAAAUGUAGAUUGUUGAAUGGAAAUGCAUAUGAAUAACAUGACAAUAUUGAUCAAUGAAUGCAACGUUUAAGCUUAA